AGCAUUUUUUGGGUUUACUCCCUAUUAGGGAUUUCUGAAGCAUCUGAUAAUCAAGAUUCUGUUUUUGACUAUAUAGAGAUCAGCGUUUUCAAGAAGACCCAACUAGCCAAAUUCUGAUUUGGGAUUCAAUUUGGUUGUUCCGACGAAAAAUGAAUUUCAGAAGCAUGGAAGAAUUCUGGGCUUUCUAUGUGAACCAGCACUCAAAGCCAGCAACAAGGCGUUGGCAUUUUGCUGGAACUCUCACUAGUAUUCUCUGCUUGAUCUACUCCUUAUGCUUCAAUUGGUGGUGUGUAUUUCUUGUGCCUUUAUUUGGCUAUGGUUUUGCUUGGUACAGUCAUUUCUUUGUCGAAGGGAAUGUCCCGGCCACGUUCGGGCAUCCCUUCUGGUCUCUCAUGUGUGAUUUUAAGAUGUUUGGAUUGAUGCUUACUGGUCAAAUGGAUAGAGAGAUCAAGAGGCUUGGUAAGAGGCCUAUCUUGCAGGUGUUUUGAUCCUCCUUUUAGAUUUUCUUUUUUCUUCAACAUAUAUCUGUAAUAGCACGAAUGCUUAUUUUUUUCCCCUUUCCAUUCAAACUCCUACUGUUAGAAUAUUGAUGCUCUCCUUUACCUUUUGAUUUGGGAUUUAGUUUGUUUUGUUGAAUAUAUGUGGAAUUGAUGAUGAAUGUUAAGUACAACACGUUUAUAUUUCAUUUUCGAAGAA
Rhododendron vialii is the source of this 696-nucleotide messenger RNA. RefSeq lists its product as uncharacterized. Bases 150 to 488 code for a protein of 112 amino acids. Lineage: Eukaryota; Viridiplantae; Streptophyta; Magnoliopsida; Ericales; Ericaceae. The transcript has a single exon. The record is from RefSeq and is a predicted model, not a curated record.